AUGGCCUCUGCUACUCCGACUCCCAAGCAGGUCGGCUCCCAGGCCUCCGCGUCUUUCCAGCCCUCGUCGCCGCCCAACAAACGCGAUCUCAAGUCAUGGUGGAAAGGCUUCAUCCUACCCUCCAAAAAUCAGGAACAGCAUGAGACUCGAGCUCCAGGCAUCUUUGGUGUCCCGCUGCGACAAAGUAUAACCUAUGCAAACGUCGCCAUCUCCCUGAUCGAUGAACAGGGCCAGAGCUACAUUUAUGGCUAUGUGCCCAUUGUCGUUGCCAAAUGUGGCGUGUUUUUGAAAGAAAAAGCUACCGGUGUCGAAGGCAUUUUCCGCCUCAGUGGUUCCGAAAAGCGCAUCAAAGAGCUCAAAAGCGUCUUCGACUCCCCCGAUCGAUACGGCAAGGGCCUCGUUUGGGACGGAUAUACAGUACAUGACGCUGCUAAUGUCCUCCGACGAUACCUCAACGAUCUGCCAGAGCCCGUCGUUCCUCUAGACUUGUAUGAAAAGUUCCGCGAUCCUCUGCGAGGUGCAACCAAGCAAGUGGCAGGUGACGCCGAAGGCCCCCAGUUCGUCCCUGAUUUCGACGAAAUGGCCGCUAUCCAAACAUACCAACGACUCAUAACUGAGCUCCCCCCGCUUAACCGACAGCUUCUGCUUUACAUUCUCGACCUGCUCGCUGUCUUUGCUGCCAAGUCGGAAGAGAAUCGCAUGACGUCGCAAAACCUGGCGGCCAUUUUUCAGCCUGGUAUGCUGUCGCAUCCACAGCAUGCAAUGGCUCCAGAAGAAUAUCGGCUCAACCAAUGCGUCAUCAUUUUCCUCAUCGAAAACCAGGACCACUUCUUGAUCGGCAUGCAAGGCACUGCCGCCGACGAAAACACCGUCAAGGAAGUACAAUCCGGCACGCCCAAAGGCCCACUUACCCCCAGUACAGCUACACCUACGCAAUUGAAUCGAACUGCAUCCAGCGCCAGCGCCGGUGCUGAAAGUGUGCGUAGAGACGGCAAGCUCCGACGAAACCGCUCCGUCUCGUCAAAGAACUCCAAAAAGGAUGAAUCGAUUACGCCGACCGCUCCCCCACCCGCCACAGGCUCUCCCGUGGGCGGUUUGAGCAGGAGUAAUACCGUCCCGUCCAAGAAGUCUCCUGCUGUCGGCGGCAAAAAGUUUGCCAAGGUCGACAAAGGCGCUUCCAGUUCCGUUCAGCCAUUGACUCCGGCGCGACUCUCAGAGGCUCCCAUGACAUCUGGUCCCUCUACUCCUCUUGCUGCCGCGGACUCUGCCACCAAAGUUUCGUUGGGAAACAGCCAAGACAGGCUCCUAGACAAUUCACCGGACGCCCCCCCACAGGCUAAAGAACCAAGAGAGCGCAGCGUAUCAAACCUCUUCCAAAGGACAUCCACUGAAGGCAGUGACAAACGACAACCGAACAAGUUGCGAAAAAAGAGAACGCCUGGCACCGUAAAUCUGAGCGCACAUAGCUCGAGCAACUCUCUUCCUCAGUCUAACGCUGCGUCGCCUAAUAUCGAGAUGUCUAAUCCCCUUGACAAUGUACCACCCUUGUCUGAAACGAUGGCGACGCCAGUCGCUACUGAGAAGACUGAGAUCACGUCCUCACCAGCUGCCCAGCCAGUUCAGCCGACAGUUAGCACCGUCGACGCGACCUCUCCGAGAGAGACCAAACCUACCGACGCUCUCACCGAAACGUUAGACUCGCCUGUCGACUCUGCCAACGGCAUCUCAGACCCUGAGCACGCUUCGGACGACCGCGCAGCUGGGAUCCUUUCAAGCCCGGGCAAGGAGAGGAAGAAGAGGUGGCUUUCGCUUGGCAGCAAAAAGGACGACGGCAAUGGCGAAGUCCCUCCCCAGCUCAACCUGGGACUCAACCAGAACGCGGAGACGAGCACAACCUCCUUCGCUAGCUCUAGUAGGGCACGCAAGAGCUUCCAAGCCGAUGGCUCAGAAACUGCAUUCGCCGAGUCGUACGACAGCAAAGAUAGCGACGCCAAGGGUCCCAUUGGCUGGAUCAAGAACAAGUACCGCGAAGCCAAGGAAACCGCCGACCACAAGCGUAACAAGUCCCCUCCCCCAGCCGGUGAACGACAGGGAAUCAGUGCUGCUAUUCUGGGCCGUGGCCAGAGCCUUGACAUGAAGCGCGACGAGCCUUCCGGCGAACUGCCCAAGACGGAGAUAAUACCAAAGAAGGAAGAAGCCUCAGCCGCUCAACACCCGACCGCCGCCAUCAUCACGUCUGCGCCAAACACAACGCCCGCAACACCGGCAUCACCCGCCCAGACUGCCACUGACCAAACACAUCAACCUGUCGAAACUAUCAAGGAAGACCCGGCUGCAGAAGCUGCCGCGACUGUGUUUCCAAUCAAUUCGACUGAGGCUCUAGCUACGAAAUCAGCUUCUAAAGAGCCCGAGGUGGCACUAGCCAAGGAAAAUAUGACGCAAACCGAGGCCGCUCCCGCUGUUCACGCUGUCCAGCUAGAGCAUAUUGAGGCUGAACCCAAGUCUAUCGAGCCCACGCCUAUCAAAGACAAGACUACCGAGCCCCGCCACUCUGAAGCGCAAGCUAUCAAGAUCGAGGAUGCCGCUCCUGCUCCUGCCGAAUCCACUCCCAAGAAUGUAUAA
Akanthomyces muscarius is the source of this 2622-nucleotide messenger RNA. RefSeq lists its product as uncharacterized. The record is from RefSeq and is a predicted model, not a curated record. The transcript is spliced from 3 exons. Gene Ontology annotation, biological process: signal transduction; activation of GTPase activity; regulation of fungal-type cell wall organization. Lineage: Eukaryota; Fungi; Ascomycota; Sordariomycetes; Hypocreales; Cordycipitaceae. Gene Ontology annotation, cellular component: cell cortex. Gene Ontology annotation, molecular function: GTPase activator activity. The coding region runs from base 1 to 2622 and encodes 873 amino acids.